AUGACUCGCAACUCCAGCAUCAGUGAUUUUGUUGAAGAGGGCAGCUGCCAGCCUCCGACCUGCCCGCGUGCCCACUCGCCCUCAUGCCCCAGCACAGGCCCGUCCGUGGCCCCGCCCACCAACUCCCCAUGGCCCUGCGCCCAGACACCCCCGGGCGGCAGGCAGGGCCCCGGGACACUCAGGACCGAGCUUCCCCAGAGAGGAGCUGAGGGCGACGGUGUGGUGGGCGGGAGGAGCGCUGGCUGCGCCCCGAGCUCCAAGGGCCCUGAUCACAAGGAUUCAGACGGGGCGGCCGCACUGCUGGCUAUGGAGCCGCCCUGGGGCCAGACGCUUUCCACCGAUGGCCCCUGCGGCCAUUCUGACCACCACCCACGCAGGAGCCCCACGCAGGACCCGCCCUGCCCCUCCUGCUCGCCCUUGCCCGGGGGCUUGAUGCUGGUGGAGGCCAGAGUGGAGGAUGCUGACUCGGGUGUGGCCGCUCUCUGCCAGCCCGUCUUUGAGGACCCCCUGGGAGCAUCCACCUCUGGAACGUCAGGACCCUGGCUGCCCAGCAGCAGGCGAAGCCCUGAGUCCUGGGUCCCAGGCUGCACCGGGGGCCACACGGAUGACAGCCACACGGACGGCAGUGGCCACACGGACAGCUGCCUUGGCAGGAAGCAUGGCCUCCAGGCUGUCCCUGAGCUGGGCCAUCCCCUGGCCCCAGCAGACCCCAGAGAGCCUCUCCAUGGACCAGAGGGGGUCUGCUUUGGCCGGGAGCCAGGCUGCUGCCUGGACCGCCCCUGUCUGUGUCCUGUUGAGGGCCUGGCACCUGCCAGGGGCCUGGUCACACACCCCUGGACAGAGGCAGCUGUGAGUGGGGGCCACGGCCCCCAGACAGAGCCCAGGUGUGCAGAGGAGGCCGAGGGCCCUGCUGGACCCCAAGUGUCCCUUCCGUCCAUCCCGACCCCAUCCCUAGAGGGAGCCCAGCUUCCCACGGAGGAGGCCAGCGCCCCCACGGCCCUGCCUGCUUCCCCCACGCCUGCCAGCAGCCAGGCAGCUGCCAUGGAGCCAGCACCCACGUGGGACGGAGGCAGCAGCUGCCUGGAGCUGGAGGCCCCCGGCAGUGAGGACGAGGACACGACCGAGGCCACAUCCGGCGUUUGCACUGACUUGUCCAGCGACGGCCUUCAGGCCGAGAAGCCGGACUCGACGCCGGCCAUCCGCUCCCUGCAGAAGCAGGUGGGCACGCCCGACUCCCUGGACUCGCUGGACAUCCCGUCCUCGGCCAGCGACGGCGGCUGUGAGGUCUGCAGCCCGCCAGCCGUGGGCACCCCUGGAGGGCAGCCCCGGGCCCUGGACAGUGGCUACGACACAGAGAACUACGAGUCCCCUGAGUUUGUGCUCAAGGAGGCCCCGGAGCCGUGUGAGCCCGAGGCUUCUGGGCGGCUGGCCCCCGAGGGUGAGAGCCCUGGGGUGGAGACGCAGCUCCGGGCCUCCCUCAGCGGCCUCAGCGAGAAGAACCCCUACCGCGACUCGGCCUACUUCUCGGACCUGGACACGGAGCCCGAGCCCCCCUCGGGGUCUGAGAAGGGGGCAGGCGGUGUCCCGGCCCCUGGGCCGGAGCCGGACAUGGGGAGUCCCCAGAGCCCUGGGCUGCAGCCUGCACAGCCGUCUGAGCCCUGGGUGCCCGGGGAGGCGCAGAUCCCCGGCCCCAGAGAGCUGUCGCCACUGCCACUUCACGAGGACUCUUCCCCUGGGCCCAUCGCCUGCCCCACGGGCCCCGGAGCCCCGCUCUGCCUGGCCCUGGCGGGACUCCCCGCCGCCCCGGAGGGCCGGCUGGAGGAAGAGGAAGAGGACAGCGAGGACAGCGACGAGUCGGACGAGGAGCUCCGCUCCUAUAUGGUCCAGGAGCCGAGCGAGGAGAGCGAGGAGGGGGCGCCGCCCGUGCCCGUGGUGGUGGCCGAGAGCCAGAGCGCGCGCCGCCUGCGCAGCCUGCUCAAGAUGCCCGGCCUGCUGCCCGCCGCCCUCCGCGAGGACCUGGAGCGCAAGAAGAAGGCCGUGUCCUUCUUCGACGAUGUCACCGGUCUGAGCUGA
Messenger RNA from Myotis davidii, 2073 nucleotides. It is a transcript of the gene LMTK1, whose product is annotated as apoptosis-associated tyrosine kinase. NCBI's taxonomy places the organism in Eukaryota, Metazoa, Chordata, Mammalia, Chiroptera, Vespertilionidae. Gene Ontology annotation, biological process: brain development; peptidyl-tyrosine autophosphorylation. The transcript is spliced from 4 exons. Bases 1 to 2073 code for a protein of 690 amino acids. Gene Ontology annotation, molecular function: protein tyrosine kinase activity. The record is from RefSeq and is a predicted model, not a curated record.